AUGGUUAAGGCUCAGGUUGUUGACAAGCCGCCGAAGCGGUUUCGGGGCAUCAAAUUCGGCAUACAGUCGAAUCAAGAUAUUGCCAAUCAGGCUGUGUUGGAGGUUUCCGAUCGCUUACUCUAUGACAUUGAGAAUAACCGCUCUGCGUAUCGGCAUGGUCCUUUAGACUCACGACUUGGUACCUCGAGCAAAACGGGAAAAUGCGCAACCUGCCUAGAGUCGCUCAAAAACUGUACCGGCCACUUCGGCCAUGUACGCCUUCCCCUUCCGGCGUUCCAUGUCGGCUACCUCCGAUUCAUCAUGUCUAUUCUCCAGGAGAUCUGCAAGGAUUGCGGACGAGUCCUCCUCGAAGAACCCGAUCGUCGCUCAUAUCUCAAAGAAUUGAGGCGCCCCUUUCUCGAUAACCUUCGACGAACACAGAUAUGCAAGAGGAUCAAUGAGCAAUGCCGCAAAGUUAGGACCUGCCCGUACUGCGGCUGCCUCAAUGGCCAGAUCCGUAAACUCGGUGUUCUAAAACUUGUCCAUGACAAGUUUGUCUUCUUCAACAAAUCUACAUCGGCCAAGAAGGUUGCCCCCGCGAGCAAAGUCAAGUUCGAUAACUCUUUCAAUUCCGCCAAAGCCGACAAUCCAGAAAUCGGACGGUACCUUCCAAAGGCGAUGGAGGAUCUGAACCCACUGAGGGUUCUCAAUCUCUUCAAGAUGAUUAGUCCUACUGACUGCGAACUUCUUGGGAUCAACCCCGCCGAAGGUCGUCCUGAAAUGUUCAUCUGGCAAUUCUUGCCCGCCCCUCCUGUGUGUAUCCGACCCUCAGUGGUUCAGGACAAUGCGAGUAACGAGGAUGAUAUCACCACUAAGCUGGCCGAUAUUGUUUGGGUCAGCGGCAUGAUUCGUUCUGCACUGCAGAAGGGCUCUCCUAUUCAAACGAUCAUGGAGCAAUGGGAGUAUCUGCAGACCCAAAUCGCUUUGUACGUGAACAGCGAUGUCCCAGGUCUCCAGCAACCUGGUUUUGGAAAAACGACACGAGGUUUCUGUCAGCGACUGAAGGGAAAGCAAGGACGCUUUCGUGGUAAUCUGUCAGGAAAACGUGUGGACUUUUCUGGGCGAACUGUCAUUUCUCCCGACCCCAACCUUAGCAUUGAUCAAGUGGCCGUUCCCAUUCUCGUGGCAAAGAACUUAACAUAUCCCGAAAAGGUCCAACGACACAAUAUUGAGAAGCUUCGCCAGUGUGUCAGGAAUGGCCCUUCCGUGUGGCCAGGUGCCUCUAGCAUCAUCCGUGGAGAGGGUGGGUUCAAAGAAAAUCUAAAGUUUGGUGAUCGGGAAGAACACGCUCAGAAUCUGCGCUACGGUGACACCGUCAAUCGGCAUCUUGAAGACAACGAUGUCGUUCUUUUCAACCGUCAGCCAUCAUUGCACAAGCUCAGUAUCAUGGCGCAUUUGGUCAAGGUUCGGCCUUGGAGAACGUUCCGUCUCAAUGAGUGUGUGUGUGGUCCCUAUAAUGCAGAUUUUGAUGGAGAUGAAAUGAAUCUUCACGUUCCUCAGACAGAAGAAGCUCGUGCCGAAGCUUUGAGCUUGAUGGGCAUCAAGUACAACCUCGCGACACCCAAAAACGGAGAACCGGUGAUUGCGGCAACUCAGGAUUUCAUCACCGCGGCGUUCCUGCUUAGCCAAAAGGAUCGCUUUUUCAACCGAAAGGUUUUCACCUACCUGUGUAUGCACAUGGUAGAUGGCGAUACCCACAUCGACCUGCCUCCACCAGCAAUCAUUGCACCUGAGGCUCUUUGGACAGGAAAGCAGUUGUUCAGUGUACUGAUUCGUCCCAACAAGAAGUCCCCCGUUCUUGUCAAUCUUGAGGCGGGUUGCAAGAAUUUCAAGCCCAAGGCCGGGGAGACUUCUGAUAUGAACCCUGAAGACAGAUACCUUGUUAUCCGCAAUUCUGAAGUCCUGUGCGGCCGAAUGGAUAAGAAUACAGUCGGCUCGGGAAAGAAGGAUUCCAUUUUCUACGUGAUUUUGCGUGACUUUGGCCCCGACUACGCGAUUGCUGCUAUGACACGUUUAGCUAAGCUCUCAGCUCGUGCGCUCACGAACUGUGGCUUUUCUAUCGGUGUCGGUGAUGUGUUCCCGACAGAGAGCCUCACCCUGGAGAAGGAAAAGAUGGUCUCCACUGCUUAUAGUAUUUGCGAUGACCUGAUCGAAAAAUUCAAGGCCGGAAAACUUGAAAAGGCACCUGGAUGUAAUAUUGAGCAGACUUUGGAAAACUCCAUCUCAGGUGCUCUGAACAAGGUUCGACAGCAAGCCGGUUCUUACUGUGUGCAGAAUCUCAGCCGAAACAACGCACCCUUGAUCAUGGCGAACUGUGGCUCCAAGGGUUCUGAAAUCAACGUUGCCCAAAUGAUUGCACUCGUCGGGCAGCAAAUUAUUGGUGGGCAGCGUGUGCCGGAAGGUUUCCAAGACCGCAGUCUUCCUCAUUUCCACAAGAACGCCCGUCAGCCUCAGUCAAAGGGUUUCGUGAAGAACAGUUUCUACACUGGCCUUCAUCCAACCGAGUUUAUUUUCCACGCCAUGUCUGGCCGUGAAGGUCUUGUUGAUACUGCUGUCAAAACUGCCGAGACAGGUUACAUGUCGCGAAGAUUGAUGAAGUCUUUAGAAGAUCUCUCUACUCGAUACGAUGACACUGUUCGAACAUCUGGUGGUGGUAUCGUCCAAUUCCAAUUCGGCGCAGACAAGCUUGAUCCUGUGGACAUGGAGCGUUCCGCUGACCCCGUGCACUUCCAGCGUACAUGGUCUCACGCCGAAGCUCUCACGUGGGAUAACAGCGAGCCCUCGAUGACUCCAGACGAAAUCAGAGCGUUCCGUGACUCUAUGCUGGCCAACGAGCGAAAGCGACUGGUCAGACGUGGCUUGCUCCAUAACGAAAUCUUGGAUUAUGAUGAUGUCAGUGACUACGGUAUCGACGAGCACGAAGGUGCCAGGAAGUUCCUCAAGACGAUCCAUGCCGAGAUCGAAGGAAUGGCGAGCAAGCUGGAACGCGUGCGAAAAUUGGCUGGUUUCGAGGGUGAUGUUAUGGUGAAGCCUACUGCGGCAGACCACGCAGAUCGCACAGCUAAAGUAUCAGCCUCUGCUCUGCGAAUGUUCAUCAAGCUUUGCCUGGAAAAGUACAAGAAGGCUCAUGUCGAGCCAGGUCAUGCAGUUGGAGCCGUUGGAGCCCACUCCAUUGGUGAGCCCGGUACCCAGAUGACCUUGAAAACUUUCCAUUUUGCUGGUGUUGCUGGUAUGAGUAUCACGGCCGGUGUGCCCCGUAUCAAGGAAAUCAUCAACGCUUCGAAGCUCAUCAGCACCCCCAUUAUCUCAUGCCCCUUGUUGAAUAACAAGCAGAUCGAGGCGGCACGAGUGGUGAAGGGAAGGAUUGAAAAGACGUACAUAUCCGAUGUAUUGCAGUUUGUGGAGGAUGAGUGGCGCAUCGACGAGAGUAACAUUAUCCUCCAAAUCGAUGCGCAGGCUCUGUCGGAGAUGCACCUAGGCAUUACUGUUAACGACAUCGCCGAGGCCAUCUGCAAACAGCGAAAACUCAAAGUCGAACGCGACGACUUGUCAAUCGACGGCUACCGAGUUAUCGUGAGGGUCAGACUCUCCGAUAACAAGAAGACGACCAGAGUCAAACCUGAUGGUCUGGAUGGUAGCGAUAUCCUCUUGCGGGCCAACCUCCUCCGUCGCGCUUUGCCAACUGUACCCAUCUCCGGAUACGCCGAGGCAACCCGUGCCAUUAUUGAAACAUCCGAAGAAGGUACGCACAAGGUCCUGGUUGAAGGAUACGGACUCAAGGCCUGCAUGGCCACAGAGGGUGUCGUCGGGUCCCAGACCCGAAGCAACAGCGUGUUGGAAUGCCGUGACGUGUUGGGCAUCGAAGCCGCACGAUCGUCCAUCGCCCACGAAAUCAACGUGGUCAUGGGUGACAUGGACAUCGACCCCCGUCACAUGCAGCUCCUGGCCGAUGUCAUGACCUACAAGGGCGAAGUCCUCGGCAUCACCCGUUUCGGUCUCUCCAAGAUGCGAGACAGCGUCCUGCAGCUCGCGUCCUUCGAGAAGACGCCCGACCAUCUCUUCGAGGCGGCUGCCGGCAUGAAGACUGACAACAUCGAGGGUGUGAGUGAGUGUAUCAUCAUGGGCCAGAGCAUGACCAUUGGUACCGGGGCUUUCCAGGUCGUCAGGCGGCUCGGCAUCCAGCCCACUGAUUUGGUGAAGAAGCCUACUACAUUUGAGGAUGCUUGGUCGUCAGAGGUGUCCUUGAAGCGCAAGGCAAGGAGGAGGGCUUAG
This is a messenger RNA of Clonostachys byssicola, 4311 nucleotides long. Lineage: Eukaryota; Fungi; Ascomycota; Sordariomycetes; Hypocreales; Bionectriaceae. The record is from the annotation of a GenBank genome assembly.